AUGUCUUCAACAAUAGUGGAUGAGUAUCUGGAGACCCCUAUGGAGGCCGACGAUGCCUUCCCCUGUAAGGGCUGUGGUGAGAUCCUUGAAGAAGGAAAAGCUUUCGAACUGGCUGGUAAUCGGUGGCAUCUCGACUGCUUUCGAUGCACCUCUUGCGGUUCCCUCCUCGACUCCGACGCCAAUCUUCUCUUGCUCGGUGACGGCUCUCUCAUCUGCAACAACUGCACAUACAGCUGUACCGCCUGUGGCAACAAAAUCGAGGACCUGGCUAUCCUAACGGGGGAUCAGGCAUUCUGUUCAACAUGCUUUCGCUGUCGAAACUGCAAGCGCAAGAUCGAAAACCUGCGCUAUGCCAGAACGUCGCAGGGCAUUUUCUGCAUGGACUGUUAUGAGACCUUAAUGGCCAGGAGAAGAAAGAAAUCCAAAGCCGCGGCGGCAGCCAAAGCCAAGGAGAAAGAACAGGCGCCCAACGUGCCAGAAAAGUCUCUCCCAGCCCUUCCUCCCGGCGUAAUUCCCAACAAUGCCUUUUCAAACGACCGCGUCGACCCCGAUGGGCCAACGGAGCUAUCACCACGGCCGCGUACAGGCCAUAGGCACAAUGAGUCGUCGGCUCGAGGCAAAGCAGACCGCGAGGCUGAUGCCGCCAAAGAUGGACUUAACCCAACCACAUACCGACGAAAUCGUAAUUCGACUAUUACGUCCAACAACGGCGAUGGCGGUGACGGCUUCAUGAUAUCUGUGGCUCUCGAUACGGGUUCAUCGCCAAAUGGAUCACAGAAGCAAUCUGAGAGUACUGGCGAGGUCAUGAAGAAGGAUCGUCGGCCGACCAUGUCUGACAAGCGGGUCGAUUCACAUUCUUCUGCUACACACAUCGCCUUCAUGGGUGCCGCCGCCGCCGCCGCCGCCGCCGCCGCUUCUUCUGCCGCCUCAUCUCGCCAGCAGUCGGACCACGAAACCUCACAGGCAAAGUCUACUCGCUCUUCUCCGAAAUCAGAACAGGGCCAGACUAAAGCAUCUGACGAAACCACAAAGAAAAGACGGCCUACUGAGUCUCGGACUGACAGUUCGCAAUCCGUCCCCCAGCUGCAGGAAGGUACUCCUAGUCGGACGGGUACUAGCACCCCACGGAAAGACAGCACAUCGCAAGUUGAACCACGCAAAGCACUGGAUAGCACUCCUGGAUCACGGUCCUCAUACGAUUCCAAGGCCCAAGACGAUGGCGAUUCAAGUGUCAAAGUUGGACCCCGCUCUGACAGUGUCAAGAGCAUCCCGCGAAAAGAGGUCGCAGCGGCAUCUACCCGCCCUGUCAAUGGAAGUCCAAUUACCACCCAAGGCAAAUCUUUCGCCUCUGAAGAUCCUGCUUCUGCGACGGCAACUCCCCACCAGAGCCCACCCUCCAGACCUGGUGCAACCGAGAGAGCUUUGACUGAUACUUACAUGCAACCCCGAGCAGCCCCUCUUCCCCCAACCACCGUGGCUCCAACUCCGCCCAGGGAAGCAGCAUCCAAGAACGCUCAAGGCGAGCCCGUUUCACCGAAACUUCCCAGGUGGAGCAGCGGCGCAGAUUUCACCAUGGAUGAGGAUAUGGCCAGGAUACUUGGUGCCGACGAGGCAGCGUCUUCUAUCCUUAGGCGUGUCUCCAACGCCGUUCGACACGGACGCACGAGUAGCGCUGAAUCUACUCAAAAUCCACCAACCCGAGGCACUCACACGAGAAGCAUCAGCGAGACAGCUCGUGGUGCUAUUUCGCCUCGUUGGCCCAAGACCCAAGACGACUUGAACGGCCAGGCACAAGAAUCUGGAAGCCCGAUUUCAAUUUCGGUUUCGGCCGCCGAUACCGCUGCCCUGGUCCUCAAGCAACAACUUCGGUCCUCUGAACAGCGAGUUGCUGAGUUGGAGAAGCACGUCGGUGUCGAAAAGGAUCUUCUCAAUCUCAAUCAGAAACUCAUUGAGAAAAGAAAGACUGUUUCCGUACUGGAUACUCAAACUGAGAUUAUGAUUCGACAGCUUGAGGUGUUGGCCGGCUAUGUGGAGCGCGCAAAAGACACACAGACCCCCAUUGAUCCUCGGGAGCUUGAGGAAUCUGCCAUCAAGGAAUUCGUCCAAAAACUCGAGCAGGUCAAGAAAACGUUUACCGAAGAGAUCGAACGCCUGGUUGAAGAACGCGACCAGCUUGUUGAAGAGAAGACCACAGCCGUGGCCGACAGAGACCGUGCUCUCAUGGAAUUUGAGCAAUUGUCCUCGAAGAAUGCUCAACUUGCGGACAUGAACAAUGAUCUCACUCACCAGAUUCAAGAGCGCUUCAAGUCUCAGAUUAGUUCGGAUGGCAAAUCCAACGGCUUGGGCAUCUACAGCCAACACAAGGGCACGUCAUCCAUCAAUCUCGACUCAGCUAGCGUCGCAACCGGUACGACUCUUAUUGGCGAUGAGGACCCGGCUCUCAUUGUUGAGCACGGACCUACCGUGGUCCAAGUCAGAAAGGGCCAAGUCAAGAAAUUCAACUGGAAGAAGGGAUCCAAGACCAUGGCACAAAACAUCACCAAGGGCGUGGGACGUGCUGUCGUUGCUUUCCAGAACGAUCGCGAGAGAAUGCAGCAGCAAGGCCUGGCAGCUGAUGGUAUUGGACUUCCGUACAACAUGACCGCCGCCCCAGGAGACACUUCCAACACGCCAACUCCCAACGCUCAGGCCGGAAAGCAACACCAACAACAGUUUGGCUUUUUCGGCAAGAAGAAUGCAAAUCCAAAGACUGGACUGGCAGCCCCGUCCAACAUCGUGGUUGCACAAGCAGCGCCAGAGCCAGCCUCAAUUCUAUUCGGAUCUGAGCUUACAGACCGAUGCGACUUUGAGCAUCGUCAAAUUCCUAGUGUGGUAACUCGAUGCAUCGAAGAGGUUGAGCUGAGAGGCAUGGACCAGGAAGGUAUUUACCGAAAGACUGGUGGAAAUUCACAAAUCAAUAUGAUCAAGGAUGGCUUUGACAAGAGCGAAAACUAUGACAUUUCCGACCCUGACUUGGAUAUUACCGCUGUCACAAGUGUCUUGAAGCAGUAUUUCCGAAAGCUGCCGAAUCCACUACUCACUUUUGAUGUCUAUGAGCGAGUGUUGGAAUCUAAUGCUAUUACUGACGAAGCUGAACGCUGCUCCCACCUUCACAAAGUCUUUACGUCGAUGCCUCCAGCCCACCGAGACUGUCUGGAGUUCCUCAUGUUCCAUCUUCACCGCGUGGCAAUUAGAGAGCCUGAAAACUUGAUGUCGCCUAAAAAUCUGGCCGUCGUGUUUGCGCCAACCAUCAUGCGGGAUCUGAGCAUUGAGCGCGAAAUGACUGAUAUGCACGCAAAGAACCUUGCGGUGCAAUUUAUCAUUGAGAACACGAACCAGAUCUUCCAAGAGGAAUAA
This is a messenger RNA of Trichoderma gamsii, 3396 nucleotides long. RefSeq lists its product as hypothetical. NCBI's taxonomy places the organism in Eukaryota, Fungi, Ascomycota, Sordariomycetes, Hypocreales, Hypocreaceae. Gene Ontology annotation, cellular component: cytoplasm. Gene Ontology annotation, biological process: signal transduction; regulation of GTPase activity. Bases 1 to 3396 code for a protein of 1131 amino acids. The record is from RefSeq and is a predicted model, not a curated record. The transcript is spliced from 6 exons.